Molecule: messenger RNA, 1035 nt
Organism: Fundulus heteroclitus (mummichog)
Lineage: Eukaryota; Metazoa; Chordata; Actinopteri; Cyprinodontiformes; Fundulidae
Exons: 3
Coding region: 1-1035 (344 amino acids)
Molecular function (GO): protein dimerization activity
Source: RefSeq, a predicted model, not a curated record
AUGACCAACGCGCUGGCUUACUGGGCGGCUCUCGACUGCAGACCCAUUGCUGUGGUAGAAGAUAAGGGGCUGGAAAAGAUUCUUCAGAUUGCCCUGUCUGACCCCAUGUAUGAGCUGCCAUGUAGAAAAACGGUGACAAAGAGGGUCCAGCAGCUCUACGACAGUGAAAAGGGGGAGAAGGAGAAUUUGUUGAAGAAAGCCGAAUGCGUCGCUAUUACUGGAGAUCACUGGACCUCAGUCAGCAACGCAAAUUACCUCGGCGUGACCGCACACUUUAUUGACAACAAGUGGUGCCUUCACUCGUUUGCCUUAACCAUCAAGAAGAUAACCACGAGGCACUUUGCUGAAAACGUGGCAGAAGAUUUUGAGUCUGUGACGGAGGCCUGGGAAAUCACACAGAAAGUCACCACAAUCAGAACAGAUAGUGCCCUUGUGUUAACUGCUCUCCGCCACCUGACCCGCACCAUGAAGGCCUCAGAUGAUGACCCAGCCUAUGUGGUGAAGUUCAAGGCUGCUUUUGAAAAGGACCUGUCUCAGCGUGAGGAUGCCCUAAAUUACAGAUUUCUACAAGUGGCUACAGCACUCGACCCUCGCUUUAAGGACCUAAAGUGUCUACCAAGAGGAGAGCGAGGAGAGGUGUGGACCAGCAUUGAGGCACUGGUGCAACAACAACCAGGCAGAGCCACUCCGGAACGCACAGAGGAGCCAGCAAGGAAGAGGAGCCUCCUGCUGUAUAAUUCCGACUCUGACUCAGAGGAUGAAGAUGGGCCCAAAGGAGCCUUGGCCCGCUACAAGGCAGAGCCUACCAUCAGUGAGAGAGACUGCCCACUGCAGUGGUGGUCCACUCAUGAGAGAGCCCAUCCACAGCUCUCUGUCCUGGCCCGCAAGUAUCUAGGCAGCCCUGCCACUUCGGUACCCUGCGAAAGAUUAUUCUCCCUGGCAGGUAAUAUAGUUCAAAAGAAGAGGGCAGCCCUGAGCUCCGAAAAUGUGAACAGGCUAGUAUGUCUCAGCAACUGGCUGAAAGAGAGGAAGUAA